UUUGAUUUUUCAAAGGCGUCUGAAAAUAACGCCUUGCCCCGCAAUACGGAAGGUGUGGCACCGCGAAGCCUUAUAGACAAGUUUAUUUUUUUACUUUUUCUUUAUCAAUACUUUGACCCAGAAGAGUUCACCAUGAAACAAAAAUAUGCACCCAUGCGUGACACCACACAGAAUGGUGGCGGUGACCUUAUUAACAGUCACAGUGGGGAUAACAUGAAAAUGAGCGUAAUAUACGACGGACAAACUCCAGUGGAGUGGCGCGAAUCCAAAUGCAGCAUGUCGUGCUUGCCGACGAAAGGCGUUUGCUACUUCAUUGGGUUCGUGAUACUGCUCAUUUGCACAGCGGCCAGUUUCUCUCUCAACAUGUCCAAGUUCCAUCACCUGUGCGCCAACGAAGAAAACAUCCGGCUGCACACGAGCACGCUGCUGAACAGGUUCACCACCAGAAACGUGGGGCACAUCCACGUGCAGUACCAAAGCCUCCAUCUUAGACAUCAGUGGCUGCAGCUUGACCAAAAGCAGCUCUUGCGUGACGCCAAAUGUUUUGAAGUGCACACGCUCAUAAGUAUGCAAAUGAAUCAGUUGGAGCUCAAGUAUCUGGAAAUCAACCACACGAUGAGCACCCUCAUAAGAGCGCACAAGCGCUUGCUUCUGAGUCUGAACGCCUCCCUGCAAAAACUCGAGGAGGAACUGGAACAGCAGCAGGAUCUGCUGUAUAAACAAGUUUGUGAGAAAAAGGAGGAGAAUCCCAUAAAGUGCUGCCGGCAGGGCUGGGUGAGGCACGCCUCCAAUUGCUACCUCCCGUAUCGAGUUAAAAGGAAAAACUGGAGGGAUGCGCAAAAGCACUGCGUGAGCAUGAACAGCUUGCUCGUCAAAAUCGAGACCGACGAAGAGCAAGCGUUCCUGACCGAUCUCGUGGACGAAUAUGAAUUGCUCCCCUCGGCGUGGAUCGGCUUGAACGACAUCGUGACGGAAGGCCAGUUCAAGUGGGUGGACGGCACCGACCUCUCGAAUCUCACGUUUUGGGAGCCCAACGAGCCGAAUAACAACCACGCGGUCUACGGGCAAGACUGCGUGACCAUCAAGGCCCGCAGUAGAAAGGACAAGUAUAACAAGCGUGACAAAAAGGAUGUCAAAUGGUACCACUCCUGGGACGAUGUCAUAUGCAACGCGAGACGAUAUUUUCUGUGUAAAGCUUGCAUUUUGUGUGAUUAUUUAAGCUGAUGUGUUUGAGGCCAGGCGGGACGGUGACGCAACUGGUUAGAGCGUUGGCCUCACAGUUCUGAGGACCGGGGUCCAAAUCCUGUCCAUGUUUGCGAUGUCCCCAAAUGAUUUUCCAUUAAAUUUUCAUCAAUUCAUCCAUUUUCUUAGCCGCUUAUCCUCACCAGUGUCGCGGGAGUGCUGGAGCCUAUCCCAGCUGUCAAUGGGCAGGAGGCGGGGUACACCCGGAACUGGUUGCCAGCCAAUCGCAGGGCACAUCGAGAUCACACCUAGGGGAAAUUCAGAGUGUCCAAUGAAUGUUGGGUGUUUUUUGGGAUGUGGGAGGAAACCGGGCGGCACGGUGGAUCAGUUGGUAAAGCGUUGGCCUCACAGGUUCAAUCCCGGCCCCGCCUGUGUGGAGUUUGCAUGUUCUCCCCGUGCCUGCGUGGGUUUUCUCCGGGCACUCCGGUUUCCUUCUACAUCCCAAAAACAUGCAACAUUAAUUGUACACUCUAAAUUGGCCAUAGGUGUGAUUGCGAGUGCAACUGUUUGCCUCCAUGUGCCCUGCGAUUGGCUGGCAACCAGUUCAGGGUGUACUCCGCUUCCUGCCCGUUGACAGCUGGGAUAGGCUACGGCACUCCCCGUGACCCUCGUGAGGAUAAGCGACUGAGGAAAUGGAUGGAUAGAUGACAUUUUAGGUCAAUCUGAAGUUAUUUUCAGACAAAACUUUUUUUCCUACACUCCUUAUCCUCAGUAGAACCACAGGUCAAUCACAUUUGACCACAACACAGUUAAUCAUUGUGGCUUGAUUCUUAAUGUUCUAUUUCUGUUUUUAAAAAAUAUGAUAUGUAGACAAUCACAGCUAGGGACAAUUUAGAGUCUCCAAUUAAUAGACUGCUACUUUCCUUAUUUAAAAAAAAAACAACAGAACAGAAAAAAUUAAUUUCAAUUGGAACAGGGAAAUAUUUAGAUACAUAAAUAGAUAAAUACUUGUGAGGAUACGCAGCUAAGGAAAUGGAUGGAUGGGAGGAAACUGGAUUGCCCAGAGAAAACCCUCGCAUGCAUGGGAGGAGCAUGCAAACUCCACACAGGGAGGGUUGGGAUUGAACCCAGGUCCUCAGAACUGUGAGGCCAACCCUUUCCAGCUGAUCCACCGUACUUUAAUUAGAUCAACUGCAAGCAGACAAUGUACAUGUAAACAGCAAAUUAUAUCGGCUUGCUGACUAACUAUUGUGUUCUUUUAUGCAUACUUUUACGUUUACUAUGUUCUUUUAUGCAUUGUGACGACUUGAAUUGUGCUUUGCGCCUUCUUGGCCAGAUCACCCUUGAAAAGGAGACCUCGGUCUCGAUGGGUGUUCCGUUUUCGGUCAAACAUUUUGAUUUAUUGGCAUGUUAUGAUUGACAUGGUCACUUACCAACACGAUUCUUCAGUUAGCAAGCCGACUGUCCUGUUUCACAAAUAUACUUUGAAUUUCUGAAAGGUGUUUAUGAUACCUGUCCAGAUGCCCAGCAUUCCAGCUAAAGAUAACUAAACCCAAACAUGCUUCCACCGCCCCGCUUGACUGUAGGUGUGGUGCUCUUUUUGGCAAUGGGUAAUUUCGUAUUUGUGUGUCAACCACCUUCUGAAGUUAAGGCCGAAAAGCUCAAUUUGGUGUUCAGUGGAACUAAAAAAAAAAUUAAAUCCCAAACGUGUGUGAAAUUUGCUUUAUUGUGAUGAAACCAUCUAUCUUUUUUCCUCAGGAAUUAUUAAUGAUAACAUACAGUACAUUAAAAUGAUAUCCCACCCUGUUUACAUCAUUUAAAAAUAAAUUAUUGAUUCAAAUAGAUGUCAUUUGUGGUAAAUGAUUCAUUCAGUAAUAAAUUUACUCGUACCUGACUCUAUAACAUGUUGUACCAAACAGCAAAAUAUGGACAAACAAAAUACUUUCAUAAAUAUUGUACUGUUGUUGGAUGUGUUGGACUCAUCAAAUCAUGUAAAAGGUUUUGGUGCCUAAAUUAUCCUCCAAUUUUGGAAAUACAACUCAGAUGCUUUACUUUUAUACUUUUCCCCAAGUACACACAUAAGUACUUCUACUUUUAGCAUUCUUUUUAAACAGAGUGUGUACUUUUAAGGUGGCACGGUGGAUCAGCUGAUAAAGCGUUGGACUCACAGUUCUGAGGACCCGGGUUCGAUCCCAGCCCCUCCUGUGUGGAGUUUGGAUGUUCUCCCCCCGUGCCUGUGUGGGUUUUCUCCAGGUAGGCACUCGGCAUCCUCCCACAUCCCAAAAAC
This is a messenger RNA of Syngnathoides biaculeatus (alligator pipefish), 3469 nucleotides long. Its product is annotated as CD209 antigen-like protein C. Bases 133 to 1224 code for a protein of 363 amino acids. The transcript has 3 exons. Gene Ontology annotation, molecular function: signaling receptor activity. The record is from RefSeq and is a predicted model, not a curated record. Lineage: Eukaryota; Metazoa; Chordata; Actinopteri; Syngnathiformes; Syngnathidae.